AUUAGAUGCAUUAGAGUUGGCAAUCCCCCAGACUUUAUCUAGUGUGCCGCUUCCUUAACCUGCCCCACCAGUCCACGAGCCACAAGUGUAAAGAUCGCAGCUCAAGUAUCUGCGAGACCACAUCCACUCCAACUCCACUCCUUCAUUUCAGGAGUGACCAUCACUUUGAAAGGUCUUCGAAAGAAUAUACACCCCUUCAAGCAUCAAGACUUAAUUUGAACCUCGGAGUCGGGACAGAUCUCCGCACAACUUUUCCACGCACGGAAUCACGCAUCUCCGAUUAAUGAUUCUAUUCCGCCGCGGCAAGGGUCAGCGCGCACCUUAUCAAGCCCCGCAUGUGCUGUGCUCAACGGAGUCUUAUCUCUUCUCUCAACCAUGGGUUCCGCUCCUUCCAAGCCCACCGCUACUCCUUCCACCAUUGAGUCGGAAAAGCGUCUGUUGAACGAGGCCACCGCUUCCCUGGCUUCUCUGUCUCUCUCCCCAAAGUCAAACGAUGGGACUUUAACCCUGACCAACCUCGCAAGUUGGGAGGCAGAAGUCUCGUCCAGCUCUAAGACCACCUUGACGCGGAACAUCUUGUCUCACUCGAAUAUCAGCACGACGCUCACCACUCGCGCUGGCCUGGUGAGAGACGUGCAUGUCUUCAAUACACCAAUCGAUUUCAAGGCUGGCCCUGUCACCUCUCAAAAGAGCUCGGGUCGAUGCUGGAUCUUUGCAUCCACCAAUGUCAUGCGAUACGACAUCAUGCGCAAGCUUAACCUAGAAGACUUUCAACUUUCCCAGGCUUAUUUGUACUUCUAUGACAAGCUGAACAAAGCCAACUAUUACCUUGAGAACGUCAUUGACCUCGUCGACACUCCCAGCGACGAUCGAGUCGUCAGCUUCCUUAACGACGAUAUCAUCGCUGAUGGUGGACAGUGGGAUAUGGUCGUUAAUCUUGUGGCCAGUUACGGGGUUGUGCCGCAGUCCCUGUUUCCAGAGACAUUGCAUUCUUCACUUUCGGGCCCCGUUAACACCCUCCUCAAAACGAAGCUUCGCGAACAUUUUCUGAUCCUGCGACAAAUGCAUACAGAGCUCCGUGUGCAGUCUUUUUCACAGCAGGCAAUCGUUGCUUCCUUGAGAGCAAAGAAAGAAGAGCUUAUGAAGGAGAUCUACACUGUGAUGACUGCAACUCUCGGCGUUCCACCCAACCCAGAUGAAAAGUUUGAAUGGGAUUACUAUGAUUCCAACGGCAAAGCGGGUCAUUGGGAGGGUACACCUAAAGACUUCUUCAACGCCUUUGCCACCAAACCUUAUUCGCCCAUCGACUCGUUUUCGCUCAUCAAUGAUCCUCGCAACCCUUACUCCACGCUGUACACUGUGGACCGGCUGGGCAACGUCUUCGGUGGCAAACCUGUCCUUUAUGUUAACACUGAGAUCGACAACCUCAAGAGUACUGUAGUCAAGAUGAUCAAGGCUGGAGUCCCGGUUUUCUUUGGCUGUGAUAUCGGAAAGUUCACGGAUAGUGCUACUGGUAUCAUGGACCCGGCUUUGUUCGACUUCGAAACUCCGUUCGACAUUAAGCUCGGCUUGAGCAAAGCCGACCGCUUGGUCACGGGUGAAUCCGCUAUGACCCAUGCCAUGGUCAUCAGUGCAGUCCACUUGGACGUCGACGGGAAUCCUGUCCGCUUCAAGGUCGAAAAUUCUUGGGGAGCGGACGCGGGCAACAAGGGGUAUUUUGUCAUGACAUCUGCAUGGUUCGACCUCUUUGUGUAUCAGAUUGUUGUGCCCAGAGCCCUGGCUCCCAAGAAUCUGACCAAGAUUUUUGACUCGGGGAACGCAGUUGUUCUGCCAUGUUAUGACCCCAUGGGUUCGUUAGCUUGAUUCAACCUCAUUCAUCUGUAAUUAUAAAUGCUGUUUGACAAAUCUAUCCACAUCCUGUCCUAGUAGAAUAUUCAAUCAAUUUUCUUCUAGUGAAGGCAAUCUACCCGAAGAUUCAUGCGGCCGUCUUGUCGGCACUGAGCCGCACCUCUUCAGACAGCCUUGCGUCGUGUUGCGCCACACCUGGUGGACGAUUCGCUGUUAUGCUUUCCGUGAUGAUUGAUCGACGUGUGCUCGCACUCUGAACGGCAAAAAGAACGACGCCCUAAUGAAAAAUGCAGGGUUGUGCCGCCCGGACAGCGCACUUACCUACCAUUAGCACCCCAACAAAAAUCAUCUUGUCCUUCCAGCCGUCGUCCGCAAGCUCAUUCCCCGAGUAGAGAUUCCGAUUGCGUUUGUACAGGGCACGAGCCCUGAGCGUCGGUGCGCCAGAUUCUCCUUCUAGACUUUGAGGCGACGGAUCCCGCAAAGCAUUAUAGGCCGCCGUGAUAGCACGAAAGCGUGCAUGAGCGUCUGCGGAAGAGACGGAUGGAUCGGCCUUAUCCGGAUGAUAUAUUCGAACCAAUUCGAAAUCUGAAUACAUUUAGCAGUGCAGAAAUGAGAUGUUAGAAGAACGAAGGAACGAACAUCUUGCCUUCACUUCCGCCGGGGAGGCAUUGCGAGGAAGGUGGAAUAUUUGAUGCGGUAAGGGGUUCGGACGGGUGGGAAACGCAAGGCUUGGUUCCUUGAGCGCGAAUUGUCUUGUAUGAAGUCGUGGAAGUCGAAGCACUGGUCGGAAACCACUCAAUAACAUUUACAUACGAAGGACCUGCGAAUGCAGGAGAGGUUUGAUUCAGAACGGUUUGUUUGGAUUUGUAUUGACCGUCACCUUUCCCGCCUCCAUGUUCGCCCGAAGAGCCGUCAGCGCCGCGCCCGCCCUUGGCCAACGUGCUGCGUCCGCCCUCGCACUUAAAUACUCCAAUGCCGUCUACGGUGCUGCCUUGGCUCAGUCGCCGCAGACGCUGACCAAGGUGCAUACCGAGCUCGCUGCCGUGUCCUCUGCCCUCACCCAGGACGCCGCUCUCAACGCCUUUAUCUCUAAUCCCACACUCUCUGCCAAUGAGCGCAAAGCUGGACUUGCUUCGUUCUACACCCAUCUCGAGAGCGCAGCCCCCAAGAAGGAGUCCCUUUCGGAGAUCACCAAAAAUCUCCUCGGCGUUCUCUCUGAGAAUGGCCGUCUUGCGGAGACGCAAGGCGUCAUAGAAGGCUUCAACGAGCUCGUAGAAAAGUAUCGCGGAGAACUCACCGUCGUCGUCACUUCCGCGACACCUCUUCCAAAGGAUGUUCUCUCUCGCUUAGAGACCGCCCUUAAGCAAUCUCAAGCUGGUCAGAAGGCCAAAGUUCUCAAGGUGACCAACAAGGUCAAUUCUUCUGUUCUUGGUGGCCUCGUGGUGGAUUUUGGCGAUAAGACUGUAGACCUCAGUGUGCAGUCUCGUGUGACCAAGCUCAACAGCGUGCUACAGCAAUCCGUUUAGAAUCCUGGAGUUGUGUACUUCAGCCCAAUAAAUUUGACAUGAGCUGGAUCAUGAGGUUGCUACCUAGUUCUCGCCUUCUGCUGCUAGCCCGAGGAGCGUGGGAUCUGGUAAGACCGUAAAUGCAUCAAGUUACAGCGGCUCUUUCCAUUCCGGGUCGCUCGCAGGACCAACAGCAUUGCCCCGAGCGGAUUCAGCCUCGUGGACGGAUAUGAAUGGUAUUGAAAUCACGGAUAUAAACCUUGUUGUCGGGGAGCGGGCGCCACCCAGGGACAAUUGGAAACAGCUUAGAACCACUCAAUUCAACCCUCUGGCGGAGCCGCAGACCAGUCAGGCGGCCGGCCUGUGCUGUCAUCUGCUGCGAGAAUCUCGGACACGAUCUGGAUACAAUCUGGCGAGUGCGUACAUAUAAUUUUCAGUAAGCUGGCUGCCUGUAAAAUUGUGCACCAUGGCUUGGAUCAAAAUUCCGUGCAUUCUCUACGCUAUGGCCGGGUUUCAAAUUGCUGUUACGCCUCCCCAUCCUCCACCUCCAGAAGCAGAGCAGAUCUCGUGGGCGCUUGUCGAGAUUCUACUCAAACAACGAUCGGGCCCGUUCUUGGUCAAGGUAUUUUGCUUCGUUCAUGCAUUCCGUUAUGCUAAGAAGGAAUCGCAGUCUCUGUGCUGGGCUGCAGCAUUGUCAGAGAUAUUAGUUAUUUUUGCAAGCUAUCUCCCAGAGUGCGCAUUGUCUCGAGUAAUUCUGGACGUCCUUGUGCAUGAGGGCAGCAACGGCAUCGUCUGGGUUUCUCCUUUAUUCGUUACGGGCAUCGUGCUCACCGCGGUCGGUGCCGGUAUCCGAUAUUGGUGCUACUGCGAGCUGGGCAAUCUGUUCACAUUUGAGGUCUCCAUUCGUAACGACCAUCGUCUGGUCCAGUCCGGGCCUUACGAUGCAGUCAGACACCCUGGCUACACAGGAAUCAUUCUUGCCGUCUCUGGGGUCUUUUGUUUUUCCUUUGCUCCGGGGUCCUGGAUUCAAGAGUGCGGGGUCCUGGACACGCUGGUCGGCAGAUGCGCAGUGAUGCUCCAAACGGGGAUAGUGGCUUUUAUCAUCUGUGGCCUGAUUCUGCGUACUAACGCGGAGGACAAGUUGCUGGAAAAGCAUUUCGGGGAUGAAUGGGUGAAUUGGAGUGCUCGAGUACCGUACAAACUAAUUCCGGUGACGUGUCCCAUUUGCUCUAACCGUGUGGAAUCUCACAAUAUCAAUGCCCAUAUCGACCAAGGCUGUCGGGACGUGUCCGCUGAACGAGAAUUUACAUCCCAAUCCAAGCCGAAACUAUCAAGCCAAUCUUCUGAUACUUCCGAUGUCGGUCACCGCAAAAAAAUUGCUCCAAUAUUCAACUCCAAGUCGAAGCCGGCCAUGGCGUCCCAAAGUUCGGCACUGAUGACGCCUACAGCUUUAAAGCGCAAAACACAAGAAGCUGUUCCCAAGUCGGUCGGUGACCCCCCCGCGAAGCGGAGCAAGACCACCUUGCAAGACGCUGCGCCAUUGGCAGAGAAACUUCGACCUGUCAUUUUCAAGGAUUUUGUCGGUCAUCAUCACGUCGUGGAUCUAAUUCGAAACGGCUUCGCUGGCUCUGUAAUACUCUGGGGUCCUAGUGGAUGUGGCAAAACGACUCUUGCACGGCUGAUUGCUACUCAGACAGAUGCUGUGUUCAAGGAACUCAGCGCCACAACGGCGAGUAUCAACGAUGUGCGGGCGAUUGUAGACGCUGCGAAAUCGACAUUGGCUUUGACUGCCAAAAAGACGGUGUUAUUCUUCGAUGAAAAUCGAGGCGAAUUGAUGCGGGACGGACCGCUCAAUCUCGAACAGGACAUUUUUUUGCCCUCUCUUGAGAAGGGCUAUAUCCAGUUGAUUGGAGCCACGACCGAGAAUCCGUCCUUCAAAUUGAACGGUGCACUUCUCAGCCGAUGUCGAGUGUUUGCCUUGGACCGCCUCCAGGACCGAGACAUUCAGAACAUCGUGACCCAGUCGCUGGACCGCCUUUCACGUGACGCGGGGUCCUCUCAUGGGCUCGCUGAUAAAGUCGUUGAAACCAUUGUAAGAAUGUCAUCGGGGGAUGCCCGGGUUGCUAUCUCACUCGUCGAAAUUGCCCUGAAAGUUCCUGAAGACUGCGAUGAAGCAAAGACAAUCGCGCUGAUCCGACGGUCUGCAGCCACCAAUUAUGACACGGCCGAAGAUCACUACAAUCUCAUCUCAGCGCUACACAAGAGCAUUCGGGGUUCUCAAGCCGACGCAGCGCUGUACUGGCUGGCUCGGAUGUUGACUGGUGGCGAUGAUCCUGUUUACAUCUGUCGGCGACUGGUUGUCUGUGCCAGUGAAGACAUUGGACUGGCGGAUAAUCAUGCUCUGCCUUUGGCAACAGCCACCCUGACUGCCUGCCAACACGUUGGGAUGCCAGAAUGUCGGAUCAACCUGGCUCAUCUUGUUGUCUAUCUGAGCAAGGCACCCAAGUCGACCGUGUCUUACGAAGCCUACAAGAAAGCCGAGGCAGCCGCGCUCGAACAUCCGACUUUGGCUGUGCCCUUGGCAGUGAGAAAUGCCCCGACGGGGCUUAUGGAAUCAAUCGGGUACGGAGAAGGCUACCGCUACAACCCAGAUUACGCACACCCUGUGACCAACACGUAUCUCCCACCCGAGCUGGAGGCACGUCCAUUCCUGCGCAAGGAUGGAGAGAUGGCCGGCAAGAUGUGGGAUGAAGCUGCGCUAGUUGCCUGGGAAACGAAGAAAACGACGGAAAGCAGUGGGAGGGAAGAUUCCAGGCGUAUCUAUUCCGGCCCGGUCGCAGCCACUGACCCGAAAGUCGUGGGUGUCGGACUUGAUCGGCCGGCAGAGAGAUUUGCUCCUCCCACCAUCUUGAAGCAUCUCAAGCGUUUAUCUACGAUCGCUUGCGCGCUGGAGCAACAUCUGCUGCAUUUGCGCAAGUUCGUCUAUCGUUUGGACGGCGACAACAUCCGAUUCGGCCUCAACAAAGAUCUUGGUUUCGAUGAAAAGUCGAGAGUGGAGAACAUUCGCCGGAUCGGAGAGGUCUCAAAACUGUUUACGGAUGCGUCGUGCAUCACCCCCACAGCCUUCAUUUCACCUUACCGAGCCGAUCGCGCCAUGGCCCGCGACCUGCACGAAAAGGCCUCCCUAGCCUUCAUUGAGGUGUUCAUCGACGCGCCGAUCUCCGUUGUCGAACAGCGUGAUCCCAAGGGCUUGUACAAGAAGGCUCGCGCAGGCGAGAUCAAAGAUUUCACUGGAAUCUCUGCGCCCUACGAGGCACCGGAAAACCCGGAAAUCCACAUAAAAACGGACGAGAGUGACGUGCAGGAAAGCGUUCGCAUUAUCAUGGAAUACCUCACCACCCACGGUUUCAUCCAAAUGUAA
Messenger RNA from Mycena citricolor, 6774 nucleotides. The record is from the annotation of a GenBank genome assembly. NCBI's taxonomy places the organism in Eukaryota, Fungi, Basidiomycota, Agaricomycetes, Agaricales, Mycenaceae.